Molecule: messenger RNA, 2120 nt
Organism: Poecile atricapillus (Black-capped chickadee)
Lineage: Eukaryota; Metazoa; Chordata; Aves; Passeriformes; Paridae
Gene: LIAS
Product: lipoic acid synthetase
Exons: 11
Coding region: 76-1224 (382 amino acids)
Biological process (GO): lipoate biosynthetic process
Cellular component (GO): mitochondrion
Molecular function (GO): 4 iron, 4 sulfur cluster binding; lipoate synthase activity
Source: RefSeq, a predicted model, not a curated record
AUCGCGCCGAGGGAGCCGUCCGAUAGGCAAGAGUAGCCGAGCCGGCCGAGCGCGUCGAUCGGGCUGGGCUCCGCCAUGUCGCUGCUGCUGCCGCGGGGUCUGUGCGGCGCCGCCGCCGCCGCCCGGGGGCUGCUGGUGCCGCGGGGCUGGAUUUCAGGGAGCCAUGUGUGUAACCAGUAUGGAACAUCAGGUUCUUUGCCAGGGGAAAAAAAAGAAUUCCUGCAAAAUGGACCAGACUUACAGGACUUUGUCUCUGGAGAUUUGUCAGACAAGAACACGUGGGCUGAGUAUAAAGGCAAUUUAAAGCGUGAGAAAGGAGAAAGGCUGCAUCUUCCUCCAUGGUUGAAAACAAAGAUUCCCAUGGGAAAGAACUACAAUAAACUAAAGAAUACCUUGAGAAGUUUAAAUCUUCAUACGGUAUGUGAAGAAGCACGUUGUCCCAACAUUGGAGAAUGCUGGGGAGGUGGGGAAUAUGCCACAGCGACAGCUACUAUUAUGCUGAUGGGUGACACGUGCACCAGAGGCUGCAGAUUUUGUUCAGUAAAGACUGCAAAAAACCCCGCUCCGCUGGAUCCGCAGGAGCCUUACAACACAGCCAAGGCUAUCGCGGAGUGGGGCUUGGACUACGUGGUGCUGACGUCAGUGGACAGAGACGAUAUACCUGAUGGUGGAGCAGAACACUUCGCAAAGACAGUCUUGCAUCUGAAAGAAAGUAAUCCAAAAAUCCUGGUGGAAUGCCUAACUCCCGAUUUCCGAGGGGACCUUAAAGCAGUGGAGAAAGUCGCCUUGUCGGGACUGGAUGUGUAUGCCCACAACGUGGAAACUGUGCCGGCACUGCAGAGGAAGGUCCGCGACCCCCGAGCCAACUUUGAGCAGUCUGUCCGUGUGCUGAAACACGCCAAAGAGGUGCAGCCCGGUGUCAUUUCCAAAACCUCCCUUAUGCUGGGGCUAGGCGAGACAGACGAGCAAAUAUAUUCCACAAUGAAAUUAUUGCGAGAAGCAGAUGUAGAUUGUUUGACCCUAGGACAGUAUAUGCAACCAACAAAACGUCACCUAAAGGUCGAGGAGUACAUAACUCCCGAGAAGUUUAAGUACUGGGAAAAAGUAGGAAAUGAUCUUGGAUUUCAUUACACUGCUAGUGGGCCUUUAGUGCGUUCUUCCUAUAAAGCAGGUGAAUUCUUCUUGAAGAACUUAGUAGAAAAAAGAAAGACAAAAGCCAUCUGAAAAUGAGAGUGAACCUGUUUAAAGCAGCCAGUUUAAAGAAUCCCUUUUUCAGGGUAUAUUUAUACUCAGUUCCAGAAACAGAGAAGAACAGAUGGUGGCUAUAUGAAUAAACUUACUAUCUUUCCAGAACAAUUUUUUCUCAUCAAAACACAUUAUUUUACCUCAUUUCUCCUGUCAAGGCUACAACAACAGAGUACUUCUAGUGGUCAGCAAAAAGAAGAUAGAACUGAUUUUGAAAGAGUGAUGGAACUGAGGUGGAAGAAGUAAACGUAAGCUGGGAACAAAGACUGGGCAGAUUUAUAGGUCUGUUAUGACUGUCAGCAUUGCUGCAGUUAAUACCUGUAAAAGUGCUGAUAGUAAUUUGAAAGGUACUGAUACUGUGGUGUAUCUUACUAUUAUGUAACAUAAGCUUGCAGGGGCUCUGGGAACUAUAGGAGUUCUAAAGAAAGACUCUGUACAUGAUAAUGCACCAGAUUAGGGCUUUCUUGAACUGUGCCAGAGAAAGUAUAGUGAUACUCCUUCAAAAGACAGUAUCUCUUACCUGCAUCAGAGAAAAUGAGCUGUACCAUUCUGAUAGCUAAAGCUUUUCUAGAGCUUGCAUGUCUCCCAGUCCGAGCCUUGGUAUAUAAAAGGUAUCAAACUGAAAAAACCAAAAUGUUCUUUCUGGCAAGACAAUUAACCUUCUGUAGAUACCAUUAAUUUAAACCAUUUGGAAAAUCAGAGUUGAUGUAGGAGCAUAAAUGGAGCUACCCCUAAUUUAUGUACAUGACUGUAACAAACCCCACUGAGCUGCACAGAUGCUUAUUUAGUAUUGCGUAUGCAGACUUGCUGCUGUUCUGUACUGUGCUCCUAUUGCAUGGCUAUUGUCUUGUCAUUAAAGGAAAAUUAAAACCGCA